CUUGUCGGAUCCACGAGCAGCCUCAAAACAUGACCGCUUCUGUCGUUGUCCGAAGGUUAGCAGCUCUGUCCGGGGCCUCUGCGGUGGGACUAGGAGCAUACGGGGCUCACGGUUUCAAAAACAAAGACCCUGAUGACUACCAGGUCGUGCUCUUUGAAACUGCCAACAAGUACCAUUUCUACCACAGCCUGGCCCUGCUGGGUGCUGCUCACUCUGGCAAACCCGCUGUGGCUGGUACCCUCCUCAUAGCAGGCAUGGGGAUGUUCUGUGGCUCCCUCUACCACCAGGCCCUGACAGGGGACCCAGGUCUACGCAAGGUGGCUCCCAUGGGGGGUGUAGCUAUGAUCGUUGGCUGGCUGGCCAUGAUCUUCUGAACUGUAAGAGUUUGCAUCCCCUCCACAGGGCCGCCGUGUGACACUAAACUGUCAAACCGCUAAUGGAUGAACUGCAAAGCUCAUGAGAGUUGGCUGAAAGGUUAAAUGUGCUGAGUUAUGUCACCCAUCUAACCGCUCCCCGUCCAGGGUUGUGGGUGUCAGCGGGAGAUAAGGUCACAACAGGAUUAUCACUUUUCUACCAUUUCUGUCAGUUUCUGACUGGUGCCCUCUGACUGCUGUGUUUGAGUUCAAAUGGAUGAGUAAACAAAUACAUGAUGUCAUUUAGUUUGUCAACUGAACAAUUUGUUGCCCUAACAUUUUAUUUCCACCUACUUCAGUAUAGCAAAUCGAGUGAAAAUUUUAAAAAAAGGAAUGUAAAAGGGAAUGUGAAGGGUCUAAAAAUGAAAUAAAUAGUUUUCUUAAAUCUU
Plectropomus leopardus (leopard coralgrouper) is the source of this 802-nucleotide messenger RNA. RefSeq names its product transmembrane protein 256 (gene tmem256). Lineage: Eukaryota; Metazoa; Chordata; Actinopteri; Perciformes; Serranidae. The record is from RefSeq and is a predicted model, not a curated record. Gene Ontology annotation, cellular component: membrane.